AUGGCGCAAUAUUCUACUCCAGUUAGUUUCAAGCUGGCCGAUGGCCAUGGCUACGUCCUCGACAAGAGCCAUCUGGAGGCGUGCCGGCUAAACCUGCAACACAUGCUAUUUCGGAAUGUUUUCCAAUUCAGCAUCCAUCCAGGCGUCAAGCUUCCUGCCAGUAACCCGAUUAUCGUCGAUGUUGCAGCUGGAACAUGUCUCUGGAUACUUGACGUUGCGCGUGAAAUCCCUACCGCACAGCUAGACGGGGCCGAAGUUGACUUUACCAAAGCACCGCACGCUUCGUGGCUGCCGCAAAAUGUCACAUUACAAUCGUGGGACAUUUUUGAGGAUCCACCGCCGAGUUUCAUUGGAAAAUACGACUUCGUUCAUGUGCGGCUUCUCGUGUUGGUCCUGUCUGGGCUCGAUGCCAAACCCGUUCUUCGCCGCUUGCUGCAGCUUCUCAAGCCUGGCGGCACGCUGCAAUGGGAUGAUCUAGAUUGCAUGAAUAUGCACGUCAAAAAGGUCGACCCGUCCGUGUUAGCGCCAGCUCUCGACGAGAUUUGUACUUUGUCUUACUCCUCCGGCCGCCAUGACUGGCUCCUCAGCCUUCCGGAGAUGUUGGAGGCGGAGGGGUUUCAGCAUGCACAGCUGCAUCAUUACAGCGAGGGGCCAGCUAUGACGCGGGCCUUCAACGACCUACAUAUGCUUACCAUGGACGAAUUUGCCGGCUCGCUGAUGCGCCUUGGUAAGACGGAAGCGGCAGAAAAUCUGUAUAGGCUCAUUAGGGAAGUCUAUCAAGAAAGUGUGGGCGGCGCUGCGCUCUGUAUCCCUCGGAUUGUAGUCGUGGCGCGACGCGGAACAAUGCAUUAG
Talaromyces rugulosus is the source of this 852-nucleotide messenger RNA. RefSeq lists its product as uncharacterized. The record is from RefSeq and is a predicted model, not a curated record. Bases 1 to 852 code for a protein of 283 amino acids. The transcript has a single exon. Lineage: Eukaryota; Fungi; Ascomycota; Eurotiomycetes; Eurotiales; Trichocomaceae.